Messenger RNA from Gamsiella multidivaricata, 1977 nucleotides. RefSeq lists its product as uncharacterized. Gene Ontology annotation, molecular function: protein binding. The coding region runs from base 1 to 1977 and encodes 658 amino acids. The record is from RefSeq and is a predicted model, not a curated record. NCBI's taxonomy places the organism in Eukaryota, Fungi, Mortierellomycota, Mortierellomycetes, Mortierellales, Mortierellaceae. The transcript is spliced from 3 exons.
AUGCCAGCCUAUUCAAACCUUGAUGUCCUCGGAGCAGACUUCUUGCGACUACUCAACUCGCCCGUAGGAUCAGAUGUGCGGCUAAUCAUCGGGGAGGAACAGGCGGUCAUGCAUGCGCACUCCCUUGUCCUGCAGGCAAGGAGCGCCUACUUUGCUCGAGCACUCAGCAGCGACUGGAAGGAAGCCAACCACGGAGUCAUACACAAACCCAACAUCAAGCCCGCCGUCUUUGAGAAGAUCCUGGAGUACAUUUAUGGAGGGCGACUGAUGGUGGAUGACAAGAUAGUGAUAGAUCUGAUCAAAGCUGCGGACGAGCUCUGCAUGGAGGACUUGCUACAUGGAUGUGAGCAGCAUGCGCUGUCGAUAGUGUGUCGUGCUAAUGUUCUGGAUAUGGUCCAUCUAGCAUCGCAGCACCAUCUCAAGGAGCUCAAGGCCGAGUGUCUCGAUUUCAUUGCGGCCAACAUUGAUUAUCUCAAGCGCGGCAAACCCAUCCUUACCCUGGACGCGGAUGUGCUCAGGGAUAUCCUCUCAAUGGACCAACUUGACUUGGACGAACUGGAGAUCUGGAAGAUCGCCGUCAGGUGGACGUACUAUCAGCAGGGUCUUGAAUGGGACCAUUGUCCCCUUGUGGAUUUCCCCAAGGGCUCUGGCUGCAUCAUUGUACAGAUUUUGUCGGACGACAGUCCAUGGAGUCAGUAUAAGGACGAAGACGACUGUUUGGAUAGCGCAGACGAAGCCUUCGGCGAUGCCCGGGUGCCCCUGCAUGGGAAAAACAUCCGCAUUGGACGAGAACAGAGUAUGGGCGAAGACGGAUUCCGGUCAACUUCUCAGUCUGUUUUUCAGACUGCUCCGAACCAUAACAUCCUUCAGCUAUCAGCCGCCCUCCAUGAGAGCCUUCGAAAUCAAAUUGCACCUUUACUCCCUGCUAUCCGAUUCAUGAGGAUACCGAGCAUGGACUUCCUACGGCUUAUAGAGGGCACUGGCUUGCUUCCGGUGCAGCUGUGUGCCAAGGUGUAUCGCUAUCAUUCAGUGCCUUCGAUGGCGGAUCCAUAUCAGACUUCGCUGCGGCGGCGCAUGGCAUUCUCGACUAUCUUGGGCAAGGAGCACAAGGACGUCGUGCUCGAAUGGUUGAAAACAGCAUCUCAGGACAAUUCAACGGGCAACGCUAAUAACGCAUGGCGUAGAAGGAGUAGCGGCUAUACUGGCCAGUCAAACCAAGGAACCUUAUCCGCAAUAAGGUCGUCGGAUCCAACCCCCUUCACUUGGUCGGGGGGACUUUCGUCUACCCGCUUAUCCUCAGCAUCAUCACCAACCAUCUCGCCAUUUGCCGUGAAUAUGCCUUCAUCUUCACCUCCUCUCAGCCGUGGCAUUGGCUUGUCGUCACCUACCAACCAUCGAACGAUACCAGCAGGAAGCCAGUCGCCGACUUCUGCAAACUCUCCGCCAAAGUCGGCGCAGUCAACCCAAAACGCAGCACCUCAGCAUAAAAUGAUUCUGCAAUACCGAGCGACCCGUGAUGGAUUUGAUGCCGCUAAUUUCCACAUGGCCUGCGACCAGCGUGGCCCGACAUUGACGGUCAUCCGUGCAGACAACGGCAUGAUUUUUGGAGGAUACAACAGCUCUUCGUGGUCGAGUCAUCCGUCGGGUGUGUAUUCUGCCUCGCGAAGCAACUUUCUAUUCACUCUCAAGAGUCGCGAGCAUCCGCACAGGGAAAACGCAAUAUUUGGUAUCAAUGGAGACGGCAACACGGCUGCUUACAACAAGGCGGACUUUGGACCGACAUUCGGGAUUGGGCACGAUCUUUAUUUGGCCACGAAUUGUAACCUGAACUGCCAGUCUUCGUCGAUAAUGCCAUCAUCGUACAAUGGCGUUGGUGCAUCAACAACGACGCUUGCGGGAUCGUUUUAUUUCAGGGUGCAGGAGUAUGAGGUUUUCAUGGUCCAGUCAUCAUCCUCCUCCUCCAGCUCGCAGCGUUAA